CAGAGUAGGGGAGAUGUUAAAUCCAGAAUCCGGGGAGGACAAAUUGAGCGAUGGAAGCAGCAACAGAACCAUUGGGAGAGUGGAAGAAGAGGAUAUGAGUGCGGAUGAAAGCUCUAUGGGCGACGACUAUGACGUACAAGGUGAGGUGUCCAGUGAUAGCGAUGUACGAAUGGAGAUCGAUGAUGACGUAACAUCUGAUGACAGUACCGCCACCCAUGAUAGUGAUGAUGAAUAUGCAGGAAGCCCUAGUGACUAUAAAAGUAUCAAACAAUGGAAGCAAGUGAAGAAGUACAACAAAAUUAUCAUGGAAACAGAUGGUUUUGGCGACAUCACAGUGAACCCCAGAGGGGGGGUUCCUGGCGUAAUUGUGCCUCUUAACCUGAAGGGAGGGCCUUCCCGCAGAUUGGUGAAUUGCACCAACAUGGCUAUUGACAAAUACAAUGCUGAAAACGAUGCAAAUCUGAAACUUGAGGCUAUUGAGAAGGCAAACCUUGGAUAUGGUUCUGGCUUUGUAUAUUACAUAACAUUCAGAGCUAGAGACACAUGUACUGCAAAGGUUAAUCUAUAUCAAGCCAGAGCUUUUCACCACCUCAAUGGGCGUGAUCAUUUCGUGAGGCUUGUUAGGUUGGCACCUGGACAGAUGGAAGGGUUAAGCACGUGAUAUCUUCAGAAGAUGAAGAUGACAACGAUGCCGAGGAGGAGGAUGCUGAUAAGUAGAAUUAGGCUGUUGUGGGGUUUUCCCCUUUGUAAUUACAAAGUCAUUUUUACUGUAUGGAAGCAUACUUGUAAGGGUCUGUUUGCAACAGCUUCUGCUUUUAAAAAAGUGCUUUUUUAAAUGAAAUGGGGAGAAGUGAUUAAAUAAAAGUUGAUAGUGUUUGAGAAAAAAGUGAUUUUGAAAAGUAAAAGUGGGUAGUGUUUGGUAAAAUAAGUGCUUUUUGUGUAAUAGAAAAAGUAAAAGCACUUUUGACGUGGAAGCCGAGAAAAAUAAAAGUUGUAGUGUUUGGGAAAAUAAGUGCUUUUUUAAAGCCAAAAGUUGAGAAGUGCUUUUUUAAAAGUAGUUGCAAACCAAUCCUAAAUCCCGGCCAGUAGUGCUGAGGUGUAAAGGUGACUUUUUAGCUUAUCCUUCCCUUUAUACAAUGCCUUUUAUUCCUACGCAAUUCAUCCUCUGCUCGGUCUUGAAAGGUCCGC
This is a messenger RNA of Cuscuta epithymum, 1188 nucleotides long. The record is from the annotation of a GenBank genome assembly. Lineage: Eukaryota; Viridiplantae; Streptophyta; Magnoliopsida; Solanales; Convolvulaceae.